CGUUACGAAUCCAAAAUGUCAGACAUCGAUAAAUGGAUAGAUAUUACAAAAGAGUGCAAAUACUUGCCAGAAAAUGACCUUAAGGUUGCUUGCUCAUGGUGCUCUAAUGUAUAGGUGUUAUAGGUUACUCCUGCCCCAAUAGUUUUAUUAUGUUCGCCUUUGUCGACAGAAACUCUGCGACAUGGUCUGUGAUCUUCUCUUGGAGGAAUCGAAUAUUCAGCCUGUGUCCACCCCAGUAACUGUUUGCGGCGAUAUCCACGGCCAAUUUUAUGACUUGGAAGAAUUAUUCCGUAACGGAGGUCCAGUGCCAGAUACAAACUACAUAUUUAUGGGGGAUUUUGUGGACAGAGGAUAUUACAGUUUAGAGACUUUCACGCGCCUAUUGACUCUUAAAGCUAAAUGGUCAGACAGAAUAACAUUGCUGCGUGGAAAUCAUGAAUCUAGGCAAAUCACACAUGUCUAUGGUUUUUAUGAUGAGUGUCAAAACAAAUAUGGAAAUGCUAAUGCAUGGAAGUAUUGCUGCAGAGUAUUUGACCUUCUCACAGUUGCUGCCUUAAUCGAUGAAGAAGUCUUUUGUGUUCACGGUGGUUUAUCCCCAGCCAUUAAAACGCUAGAUCAAAUUAGAACUAUUGAGAGAAAUCAAGAAAUUCCACACAAAGGUGCUUUCUGUGAUUUGGUCUGGUCAGAUCCUGAAGACGUAGAAUCUUGGACGAUCAGUCCCAGAGGGGCUGGUUGGCUCUUUGGAUGCCAAGUAACACACAAGUUUAUGGAAAUUAAUAAUCUUCAGUUAAUUUGCAGAGCUCACCAACUAGUUCACGAAGGGUUUAGAUAUAUGUUCAACGACAAGCUUGUGACUGUAUGGUCUGCACCAAACUACUGUUACCGGUGUGGCAACAUUGCCAGCAUUUUGCAAUUUACAACAGUAGACCAGAGAAGCGCUGUCUUAUUCCAAGCUGUUCCUGAUUCCGAGAGAGUGAUCCCAUCCCUAACCACCACCCCAUACUUCUUGUGAUCUAACUUUGCGCUCCAUCUGUUUGGAUGCAGAGGAGCGGCGUUUGGGUCUAGGCCUCACGGAGUUACAUGAUUGCUUCUUGGUCGAUGAGUCCAGCUGAUGCUAUGAGAGUGCGCGACAUCUUUAAGUGCAUUAUUUUCAACAUUAACAUUUUUAAAAAUCUACUUAUCUAUCCUGUUAUCGGAUUUUCAUAACAUCGUGACAGCAACGACAUACGAUUAUACAAAAUUCUACCGUGCAAAUGAUUCCGCACGAUGAACGAAGGAAUAUCCAAUAUUUUUCCUUAUCUUUUAUUUUUUUUGAAAAUUAUGCCAUGUUUUUUUAAAACUUAGAAGCUAAACGCUCCUAAACAAUAAAAAGCACUUGCCAUCGCAUCAGGCUGAGAUCUCCCACGACCGAAAAGAGACACUCGCGCCAAAAUAAUCGGGAGCUCGUACACGAGAAACAGCAUACACACAGAGAAAACAGAGAUAAACAGACAGACAAACAAGGAAUAAACAAUUAACUUAAACAAAGAGACAAGCAAGAACAAUCGGAGAUACACCGGAUACACGCACACUCUGUGGUCUAGAUGCUUUUGCUGCCUACUGUGUACAUUCUGUGUAGAGCAUUCGCAACUCGAAGCAGCAUUAUGGACUUGUUCGGUAAGCUGAGAGCUUUUAAAUAAUUUUUAAAUAUGAGGAGCCAUUGGUCCAGCAAUGUAAAGGCAAAUCAAUAGAAAGCAACUAUUAUUCAAACAUUCCGGCAGGAAGAAGGCUCUGGGAACGUUGAAGACUUUGGUAUUUGGAUCACUGUGCUCGGAAUUCAGGUUUACUGCGUUUUGUCAGCAUAAUUAAAUACUAUAAUUACGGUCUUCCGGAGAACGUAAUAUAAUCGAUCCACUUUUUUUUUACAUAGUCAUUUUUUUCUUUAAACAAUUACACGAUAACUGAACUCUUACUUUUCCCCACGUACAAAAUAGAUAGAUCCCAAAUUCCAAUAAGCUCAUCGAACGACCUUUCGCGCAGGCGCGCCCAAUCCCAUUAUCCACGAUUACAUCGGCUGUAAAUAAUAAAUGGCCAAAGAGCUAAAAAAGCGAUAUUGGCAACCGACUAAGUUCGUCUCUUAAAAUUGAACAAAAAUAUAUAUUUUCUUUAUAA
Molecule: messenger RNA, 2151 nt
Organism: Cephus cinctus (wheat stem sawfly)
Lineage: Eukaryota; Metazoa; Arthropoda; Insecta; Hymenoptera; Cephidae
Gene: PpV
Product: serine/threonine-protein phosphatase 6 catalytic subunit
Exons: 7
Coding region: 182-1012 (276 amino acids)
Biological process (GO): G1/S transition of mitotic cell cycle; peptidyl-serine dephosphorylation
Cellular component (GO): cytoplasm
Molecular function (GO): protein serine/threonine phosphatase activity
Source: RefSeq, a predicted model, not a curated record